AUGGCAACAAGUUUGCUGAAUUCUUCCGUACUCUGGGUAGAAAUAUACUCUCGACAUCUUGAACGCGUAUUCCUACCACACGACAUAUACUCUGAGCUUGAUAUUGUACAAUGUCAACAGCUUAGUACACCACGUGAAAAGAUUAAACAUUUCACUCCAUUAGAAGAUGUUAAUGUAAUAGAUGCCAACUUAAUCCCUAAAAAAUCACUAAGCUAUGUUGAAAUAAGUCCAAAAAUGCUUAAAGAGUUUCCAAAGAAGGCUAUCAUUCGUCUUACGCACAUAUACAAUACUAUUUUGCGCUUGGAAUACAUUCCAGAACAAUGGAAACGGGCAAAAGUGAUUAUGUUACUCAAACCAGGAAAACCACUAGAAGAUGUCACAUCAUACCGGCCGAUAUCAUUCCUACCAGGUUUGUCUAAACUCUUAGAGAAAUGUUUACUUAAACGUCUAAAACCAAUCAUAGAAGAAAAGCAUCUUAUACCGAAUUAUCUGUUUGGAUGCCGCAACAAACAUUCGACAAUCGAUCAAGUCCAACGCGUCACCAACGUUAUAAGUGAAGCUCUUGAAGAAAAACAUUACUGUUGUGGAGUGUUCCUUGACCUAGCUCAGGCUUCUGACAAAGUCUGGCACAAGGGUUUCUUCAUCAAAUUGUGUGAUCAACUGCCACAUACCUGGUGUGCACUUUUUGAAUUAUAUUUAACUGACCGUCAAUUCCGAGUCAUACAUAAAGAAGCAAUAACCGAAUGGAAAGAUAUAUUAGCUGGAGUACCACAAGAUAGUGUCUUAGGAUCUAUCUUGUACUUACUUUACACAACUGAUACGCCAAACGAUAACAACACAACGGUAGCUAUACUUACCGAAGAUACGGCAAUUUUGUCGACAAGUAAAAAUCACCUAACUGCAACUGAUAACUUACAAGAAUUAAUUGACAAUGUCUGGACGAGACGUUGGAAAAUGCCAUCGAUGCCACGAUGCCAUUUACCGCUAUAUGAUACUGCUUACAAAAGCUGA
Messenger RNA from Cinara cedri, 1011 nucleotides. NCBI's taxonomy places the organism in Eukaryota, Metazoa, Arthropoda, Insecta, Hemiptera, Aphididae. The record is from the annotation of a GenBank genome assembly.